Molecule: messenger RNA, 1725 nt
Organism: Penicillium bovifimosum
Lineage: Eukaryota; Fungi; Ascomycota; Eurotiomycetes; Eurotiales; Aspergillaceae
Product: putative RSC complex subunit Sfh1
Exons: 4
Coding region: 1-1725 (574 amino acids)
Biological process (GO): regulation of transcription by RNA polymerase II; chromatin remodeling
Cellular component (GO): nuclear chromosome; nucleus; RSC-type complex
Molecular function (GO): transcription coregulator activity; zinc ion binding
Source: RefSeq, a predicted model, not a curated record
AUGUCCCCUCUUCGAGGAUAUAUCACCUCCUAUCCCCCGCGCAUGCGCCAGUAUGGCAACGCGCUCCUCACACCCGUUAAUCCUCCGACUCAGGUCGGUCCGACGCCGCGCACCACGAAGCGUGGAACUACAGCCAUCAACUACGCAGAGGACGGCUUUGAUGAAGAAGAUUUUGACGAAGAUGGGCCCCGCCGCCCAACGGGACUGAGAAGUCUUCGCCGCGAAGAGACCGCCGACAAGUUGGUGCCUUACUCAGAUAAAUUGGGUAAAGAAGUGCACGCGCCGGUGGAGGUGCAAGGUAUCUUUCGCGAGUGGAUGAUCAAGAGAAUGCUGCGACCAGCAUGCGCCGAUCAAUUGCAGAUUCAAGCACAGCUCCCUUUGACUCUGGUUCCCAUCCGGAUCGAUGUUGAAGUCCCCGCGCACCAACCCCUCGAACCCUUCCCCUUCCCACGCGCUGCCGUCGAUCCUAGUAUCAACCAAACUCUCCCUGCCUAUCGCCGACCUGAGCCAUUGCCCCCGUACCGCAUCAAGGACAGCUUUUUGUGGAAUCUCCAUGAAUCGCUCUCCACCCCCGAAGAGUUUGCCAUUGGAUUUGUCCGCGAUAUGGACCUCCCCAAUCCUCAGGCCACGACCAUGACCAUCAGCAACCAGAUUCGACAGCAGCUCGAGGAGUACGCUGGUGUGGCUCUCCAUCCUCUUUUCCAGAGCACAGACGCUGGCACAGUGACCAGCCUUCCGGCACAGACGGAGCCGUCACGGGACGCAUCUACGACGCCCGCCGUUGUCAAUGUCGCGACACCUGAUAGCGGCGCCAACGCGGCAACUACUGUUACAGUCACCAAAGAGGCAUUGGUGAAUGACAGUCUUCUGAAUCCCGACGAUGCAUACCGCUGCUUAAUCACUCUCAACAUCAACCUGCAAAACAAGCUCUACACCGACAAAUUCGAAUGGUCACUACUACACCCACCCGGCAUGGCCGAGGAGUUUGCGCGCAUCACUUGCGCGGAUCUCAGCCUCGGUGGGGAGUGGGUCAGCGCGAUUGCGCACGCCAUCUAUGAAGCAGUUUUGAAAUUCAAAAAGGAAGUCUGCGAGAGCGGCACUCUGGUCAGCGGCCUCACUGGCUACGGCAAUGAAAUCGAAAACCUGGCAGCAAACGGCAUCGAGGCCGGCUGGCGUUAUGACCCCGAGACCAUCUGCGAUGGCUGGCAACCGCAGGUUGAGGCUUUGUCCAAGGAAGAGAUUGAACGCAGAGAAGGUGACCGCGAGCGCCAGAUCAGACGUUUGCGCCGAGAGACAGCUAGGUUCUCAUCAACUACGGGUAUUACCCCCGAGAUUUCACGACAAAGCAGCGGCAAUUACUUCGAGGUUGACGCCGAGACUCCUCUUGGACGUGGUGAGCGCAACAAGCGCAAGCGUCGUUUCCGCAGCUUGAGCCCUUCGGGCCGAGGUGGAACCCCCGGUGGCCGGGGCACCCCGGACAAUGGAGCAGGUGCUGGUUAUGGCGGCGGCGGUGGCACCCUUUCUGAAUGGGAACGGCAAAGUUGGCGUUGCAGGAAUUGUGCUGUCUGGGGAACGGCGGUUUGGGCUGUGCGUGACGGCCCAGAUGGACCAAGGACCCUUUGCCACAACUGUGGCCUGCUUUACGAACGCGACAAGGUUGCACCGGAGUGGUCGAAAGACCUCCACCGUCAUGACGUCCCCGUUGGCCGCUACGCAGAGCGUUAG